Messenger RNA from Microtus oregoni (creeping vole), 1382 nucleotides. It is a transcript of the gene Gpr171, whose product is annotated as G protein-coupled receptor 171. The record is from RefSeq and is a predicted model, not a curated record. Gene Ontology annotation, molecular function: G protein-coupled purinergic nucleotide receptor activity. Gene Ontology annotation, cellular component: membrane. The transcript has a single exon. The coding region runs from base 19 to 978 and encodes 319 amino acids. Gene Ontology annotation, biological process: G protein-coupled receptor signaling pathway. NCBI's taxonomy places the organism in Eukaryota, Metazoa, Chordata, Mammalia, Rodentia, Cricetidae.
UCAAGCUUAUCUCCGAAGAUGACAAAUAGUUCACUGUUCUGUCCAGUUUACAGCGAUCUGGAACCAUUUACAUACUUUUUUUAUUUAGUUUUCCUCAUUGGAAUCAUUGGAAGUUGUUUUGCAACAUGGGCUUUUAUACAGAAAACCACAAAUCACAGGUGUGUGAGCAUAUACUUAAUCAACCUGCUUACAGCUGAUUUCCUGCUCACUCUGGCAUUGCCAGUAAAAAUUGUUGUUGACUUGGGUGUGGCACCCUGGAAGCUAAAGAUAUUCCACUGCCAAGUAACAGCCUGCCUUAUUUAUAUCAAUAUGUACCUCUCUAUCAUCUUCUUAGCCUUUGUCAGCAUUGACCGCUGUCUUCAGUUAACACACAGCUGCAAAAUAUACCGCAUACAGGAACCCGGAUUUGCAAAGAUGAUAUCGACUGUCGUGUGGCUCAUGGUCCUUCUCAUAAUGGUGCCGAACAUGUUGAUUCCCAUCAAGGACAUCAAAGAAAAGUCAAACGUAGGUUGCAUGGAGUUCAAAAGGGAGUUUGGAAGAAACUGGCAUCUGCUGACAAAUUUUAUAUGUGUGGCAAUAUUCUUAAACUUCUCGGCCAUCAUUUUGAUAUCCAACUUCCUUGUAAUUCGGCAGCUCUACAGGAACAGAGACAACGCAGACUGUGCAAACGUGAAGACGGCUCUAGCCAACAUUCUCUUGGUGACGGUCAGUUACAUCAUCUGCUUUGUUCCGUACCACGCUGUCAGGAUCCCGUACACCCUCAGCCAGACAGAGGUCAUAUCUGAUUGCUCAACUAGGAUCUCCCUCUUCAAAGCCAAAGAGGCCACACUGCUCCUGGCUGUGUCCAAUUUGUGUUUUGAUCCAGUCCUGUACUAUCAUCUCUCAAACGCAUUUCGACUGAAGGUCACUGAGACUUUUGCCUCACCUAAAAAGGCUAAGGCUCAGAAAGAAAACUCAAGAUGUGAAAGUGAUGUUUAAAACACGGGGUUUCGCAUACCAGCCCUGCUUUCUGACUGAACCACAAAGCUGGUCAUAGUUUUCACAGAUAAAAGUAGUUAAUGAUAAAAGCUGCUGAUGGCUAGCAAACAUGGACUGGUUCCUGUGGGAAGUCCUUUUCUCAAUACAAGCCCGCCCUGUCCUCACACAGUAGCUGGUAUUCUUUAGCCCAAAUAUCUGCACAGGAAAGUUACCAGAGCACGUUGAACCAAGGUCAACCUGGAUGACCAAAGUGAGGAGAGCCAGGGCAGAGACUCUGAGACUCAUUGCAAUGGCUGCAACUCACUUCUUGAUGAAAACAUGCCAAUUAAUCUGCAUCUAAGCUGCCAGGAAACUCGUCAGCAACACAUCCUUAAAGGUCUUCCGCAACCUAAAAAAUAAAGACA